GAUAUAGAACAAAUUCCCGCUCAACAACGUGUUUUAGGAAAAGAAAGUAGUCAACGGCCAAAAAUGUCCUAUGCUAAUGGAGGAGUACUAAAUGGCGAAGAUGAUGAAGAUCAAGUAGAGAGAACAUUAAAUUACUUUGACUCGAUUAUAGAUCAAUACCUAAGUGAUCAAGACGAUGAUAACCGCAAAGAUCAUCGAUCUUCCAGUAUCAAUGGUAAUACAACGACAAUAAUAAAUAUUAAUCCACCAUCAUCUCAUCCCAUUAAACACCUCGAUAAUGAAUAUCACAAGCCAUCAUCUCGACGUAAUACCAACAGUUUAUCUAAUCAAGAUAUAAACGUCUUACAUAUAAAAGCAUCGGAAAAAUUAUUAUCAUCCUCACAACAACAACAACCACAGCAACAGCAACAGCAACAGCAGCAACAACAACAACAACAACAACAACCACAGCAACAACAACAACAGCAACAUCAACAACAACAUACUGAUGAUUUGGAGAAUACAAAUGAUAAUAGAGUACGUAUUCAUACCAAGGCAUUCACUUUAAUUAAUUAUUUAUUAUUUAGCAAAAAUGUAUAUUUUUUUGUGUUCUAGAAUAAUUCAAAAAAA
This is a messenger RNA of Didymodactylos carnosus, 609 nucleotides long. NCBI's taxonomy places the organism in Eukaryota, Metazoa, Rotifera, Eurotatoria, Philodinida, Philodinidae. The record is from the annotation of a GenBank genome assembly.